Messenger RNA from Cladocopium goreaui, 1154 nucleotides. The record is from the annotation of a GenBank genome assembly. NCBI's taxonomy places the organism in Eukaryota, Dinophyceae, Suessiales, Symbiodiniaceae.
ACACCAUGCCCAUGAACGAUGGUGAUGCUGUGGCUGCUAUUGAUACAUUGCCUACAAGCCCUGUUCCACCUAGCAGUCGUGCAACUGAUACCCCAGACACCAAACGGGCGAAGUUCCAGAAACGCGAGAUUGCCAUCUCUGACGAAGCUUUGGUGCCUAUUCCUGAGACGCCUUUGUCUACUGGUGACUCACCUGAAGUACCUCAAGAAGAUUGCCCACCCUUGGCCACUUCGGGCUGUUCUGGGGCACCUUCUGCAGAAUCUUCUCCAGAGGAAGCGCCUUCCAAGGUCUUCAGUCGUCGAGAUCAGCUGACUCUCCGCUCUGGCCAGAAGGCUGCCAACAAGGAGAAGAAGGGCAAGGGCAAGGGCAGAUCGAAGAAGGAACAGAAGAAGAAAGUCAAUGGCCAUGCUGGCAAGGGAACAGGCAAGAAUGGGAAAGUGAAGAAGGGUGAAAGGGAGAAGAAAAUUGACAAGAAACUGGUGAAGAAUGCCAAAGGCAAGACUAGCAGCACGAAGGGCAGAAAGACAAAGAUCUCCAAGGAGGAAAAGCUCGCAGACAAGACCAAGGAUGAAGACCCCGCAGAGGAAGUUGUUUCGAACUCUCAUGCAGCUCCUGCCGGCAGAAAGCGCCGAGGCAAGAUUGGAAAGUUGCGAUCAGUGGCAGCAGCUUCGACAUCUGCUUCUUCGGCUUCCUCUCCAGUGCAUUCAAAGCAGCACCAGGGCAAAGCUGACAAGGCGGCAGCAGCUCAGAAGCGCAAAGCCGAGCCAGUUUCCAAGACCCGUGGAAAGAAGCCCAGUGAGAAGAAGCCCGAAGAUGAGAAGACACCCAGAUCCCGUAGGCCAAAGAAAUCCCGCACACUCCCCACGGAUGUGGACUUGAACGAGCACAAGAAGGAGCAGCGGGAGCUUAUCGAUUGGAUCUUGGACAGGAACAUUGACUACAACUUGCCUGAGGCCGAGUUCAAGAAGAAGUGCAGGGCUGCUCUGUCCAAGUUUGAGUACUUCCGACACAACAUCUACUGGACCCGAUACUCUUGCGGCAUGACCAUGUGGGACGCAGAAGGCAAGAAGACGGAUGCUACCACCUUCGCCUUUUCAAAUCACCAAUCCUCGACUGUGGUUGCAAUUGCUUGUGCUGAGACCUUUGCGACUUAG